Messenger RNA from Symsagittifera roscoffensis, 1876 nucleotides. Its product is annotated as ADP-ribose glycohydrolase MACROD2-like. The transcript is spliced from 6 exons. Lineage: Eukaryota; Metazoa; Xenacoelomorpha; Acoela; Convolutidae. The record is from RefSeq and is a predicted model, not a curated record. The coding region runs from base 203 to 1690 and encodes 495 amino acids.
AUUCGAAAUCAUAUGUUUGGCAUCUCAAAGUCGGAGUUACAAUCGUAUCAUUUGGCAUAGCUAGCCAGUCCUAAACGGUCUUUUCAGCGACGUUUCAAAUCUCUAAAUUUAAUAAACGCGCGAUUGUAGAGCAAUAGUUCAGUCGAUCCUUCAUUACUACCUCGUAAGAGCGCUUUCAGUACCUUCUUUGUUCUCUUCCAAAAUGCCUUCGGAAGGAGCCAGUCCUAAAAGUGGGUCCUCAGCAGAAUCAUCUGGUGGCAGCAGACAGGCACUGCACAUGGUCAAAAACGAGUCUUUGCCAGCGCCUCACUCUCAAACGAUGACCAGCCCCCCGUCCAUGAGACGACAUGUUUCAGAUCAUCACGAGGGACGAGCGCAGUCGAGAGAGGAGAGGAGGAAACGAUACUUGUGUGGGGAUAAAUUUGUAACAGAAAAACAACUGACAAGGUGGAGUAGACAAAACACGACAGAAGAGUCUAGGAAUGGCAUAAAUGAGCGGCUGUGUCUGUAUAAAGGAGACAUAACUCAUUUGGAAAUCGACGCAAUUGUUAAUGCAGCAAACGAGUGCCUGAUGGGCGGCGGAGGUGUGGAUGGGUCCAUUCAUCGGGCAGCUGGAAACAAGUUGAAGGAGGAAUGCAGACGCGUUGCCCCCUGCCCCACCGGCCAUGCCAAGGUCACGAGUGGGUGUCUGCUGCCGGCAGACUACAUCAUACACACAGUAGGACCAAUCGGACACCAUCCAGAGUUGCUGAGAAGCUGCUACAAAUCCUGUUUUGAGAGAAUGCUCGAGAAAAGUUUGAAAAGUGUGGCCUUCUGUUGUAUUUCGACGGGAAUUUACGGGUUUCCCAAUGAGGACGCAGCUCAUAUUGCACUAGAAGUCACGAAAUACUAUUUGGAAAAUUACCCUGAUGAGAUAAAGCUGGUAAUUUUUUGUUGCUUCCUGCAAAAAGACAUCGAAAUCUACGAGCGAUUAAUGAGAACAACUUAUUUUCCAUUAGCUGAUGCAACCCCAGAAAGAAGACCUUUGCCGAAGAGGUCGGCGAGUCACGAACCUGGAAAGUGUGGAAGUGAAUCGAAGGAGAAAAAAGCGCCAUGUGAAGUAGGUUCGAGAAAGCAAAAGGAUGCAGUAGCGAACAAUAGUUGGAAAGCGAAAAAUAAUGGGAAAAAGGAGGCUGAAAAUGGAAAUGAGGCUGAAGAAGUUAAACCCUCUGAGAAGGAAAGCGGGGGUGAAAAAAGCAAAACAGACAGCAAAGGAGGAGAUAAAAAGGAAUGGAAUAAUGGAAAACAAGUUGAAAAAGCGAAGAGCAGUCCGAGUUCGAAAGCCAAAAAGCAACCAAUCAAGAAAGCUGAUGUAACGAGAAAGAGUGAAAGAGACGAUGAGGGAGGAAAAAAAGAAAUGGAAGUGAAAACGAAAGAGGACAUCAUAGGAGGAGACAAAGAGAAGGAGAGCAGUGAAGCCCCUACUGAGUCAGAGCCCCCCCGCACUAGUUCCAAAUACGGAGGAGGAGGAGGAAACAGUUGGGAAGAAAAAGGGGAAGAGAGAACGAGAACCAGCUCUGAAACAGUUGAAGACGUUGAGGUGAAAGAAAGGGAGCCAGAAACGAAGAUGGAAAUCGAGGUAAAAGAUGGAGAAAGUCUUGCGGAAGUUAAAAUGAACUCAAAUGAAGGAACUGAUGAAAAUAGCAAGUGAUUUUUAUGAAACUGUUUAUGAAAUGAACUUGAGCUUUGCAUUCAAUUUUAUAGCUCGGUUGUAUCGUCAAUGCCUUGCUGUCAGUUGAUGCGACCAAGCGAUAAAUUGCAUUUUUGCAUCUCUUGUUCGCUAUAACCGCCUGUAAAUAAUAUUCGGAUUUCAAUUUACCCACAAGCUUUUGAUUGA